Haliotis rubra (blacklip abalone) is the source of this 697-nucleotide messenger RNA. RefSeq lists its product as uncharacterized. Bases 62 to 697 code for a protein of 211 amino acids. The record is from RefSeq and is a predicted model, not a curated record. The transcript is spliced from 3 exons. NCBI's taxonomy places the organism in Eukaryota, Metazoa, Mollusca, Gastropoda, Lepetellida, Haliotidae.
UCUGAGGCAGAUUUGACUCUGAUGUCAGUCUUUGCUGUGUCUUUCUCCGGUCUUGUAUCACAUGAGGAUGACUAUGUACAAAGAGAAGUUCUAUGUGUUGACUCUUGUGUUGUGUCAACCGAUAUCUGUCUUUCCAUCAUGUGACAGAUUCUAUUUUCAACGCCAUGGAAUUUUGGACGGUCUGUUAUUUAAUGAAGCCUUUGUCUCUGAGAGCGUCGUAGAAGAACGGAUAUUGUGCGGAGAACGUUGCUACCGACACUCCCUUUGUAACAUGCUGCUGUACAACCCAACGUCCAAACGAUGCCGCCUGUACAAGUCGUUCGUCAACACAGGAGGAACAGAGGACACGGGCUGGCAGUACUAUGCAGCUGAAUGCAGCCAGGUUCGCUUGGAGAAUGCCUUGACGCUGUCAGUUGUAAACCAGACUGUGGACGUUGCCUGUCGAAGUGGGUUCACCUACCUGCUGUCUCCUCCAUUACCCUGCCCUCUUGGCACUGAAGUCCUUGACAUAGGAAAGUGUGCUCAGACACUUUGGACUGAUCAGGCGAAUCCAUUUUUUGCUGAUCUGCCUGGACCGUUAUCCACUGGGGCGGAGAUAAGAGUGAGAGGUUCUGGUGAUGGAGGGGAGCAAGUAAGUUUUCGAAAGUUAACUACAAGUCGUCAGAUCUGUAUCGGUGCUGUGGACUUUCAGUUAUAA